AUGCAGUCGGUCCUCGAUAUUUUCUCUUCAGUGCUCUCUCGAUCAUGUGGAAGACGUACUCCACCUUCUGAGAUUCCCAAGAUGGAUACGCUGGCUGGUCUCCUUGUCGAGCUAUUUCGCCGGCUCUUUGCCAUAUUCAACCAUCGAACUAAUCUCGCUCGGCUAUUAGGAAAAGACAAACUACCUGUUUUACGCCGGUUGGAACGAGAUCUACCGGAAUACUUCGUUUGCUAUAUUUGCCAUAUCCUUCAUAAGUAUGACGGUUCAGAAUGCUUCGGCCUAUCUGGCUCGGUAUAUGACCAGGAUAAAUGUCCUCUUCAAUGUGUCAAAAAAUGGAAACGACAUGACUUUGAUUUAGAAUUGAGAGAUCAAGCACCGAGCGCGUUCCAUGUCUACCGCAUAUUCUUCUUUCUCCAUCUUCAGCUUGCUAUGAGAAGAUUCUACUAUGGUGAAAAGUUUGGAAUUAGCACUGAAUCGUUAUCUUACACCCAAGUUCGCGCCCACCCCGGACCAUCAUCAUGCCCUGAAAUCACCUCUUUCUUUUCGACCGAUGCACAAAUCUGUCCAAAGACACCGGGACUUUGUUUAAGAAUCUAG
This is a messenger RNA of Penicillium robsamsonii, 597 nucleotides long. RefSeq lists its product as uncharacterized. The record is from RefSeq and is a predicted model, not a curated record. Lineage: Eukaryota; Fungi; Ascomycota; Eurotiomycetes; Eurotiales; Aspergillaceae. Bases 1 to 597 code for a protein of 198 amino acids. The transcript has 2 exons.